AUGACUAACAUUAUUAAUCCAUCCCAUUUUCUUAUAAAUAAAGUUCCUGAUCUAAAUUGGUCAGAAUCAGUUUCCAAAAACAUGACUUGGUUAAGUAAAGGAAUCUUGGACUUUGAAAAAGAAGAAAGUGAAGAUAUUGUAGAGAGAUUUACAUCAAUGUCUAACAUUACCAGAAAUAUUAGUAGAAAAACAGACAGAGAAGAAAUUAGGAAAAAAUUAGCUAUGGAAUCUGAUUAUGAUGAAUAUUAUAAUGGAGAAAAAGUUUACAAAAAGCCAAGCUUGCAAUCUAGACUUCAAAGUGGAAUGAACUUACAAAUUUGUUUUAUGAAUGAAAAUGUAUCAGACAAUGAAUCUAUAACAUCUGAUCCUGAAGUAGAAAAUAAUUCUUUUGAAAACUCUGGAAAUUUUAUUGAUGAAAAACAUCAAUUUACAAGACCUGAUUCAUUAAUUAUAAAAAAAAAUUUUAUUGGUAAAAUUGCAUCAGGUGGAAGUAAACCAGUUAAAUCAAUUUCAAACAUGCCACCACCACAAAAGAAAGUAUUUAAAAAUGAAAUAUUAUUUGAAACUGACUUUAUCACUUUUCAAAGCCAACUUCAAGCAGAAGCCAGAUCAGCUUUGAUACAAGCUAAAGAAAUGGCUCAUAUGGAGAUGGAACUUGAAAAACAAAAACAAGAUAUAAGUCCAAUCACUGAUAUCAUUAAAAACAGUUUUUUAAAGGUUGGAAUAACAUUUUGUCCAGAAAAGAGAAGAUUGAGUAGGCAAGUUCUAACUGAAUUAAACAUUGCUCAGCUUCAAAUAAUUGCAAAUGAGCUUCAUGCAAAAAUAAAACUUUUAAAUGAAAAAUUAGUCAGAUAUUUGAUUGGAAGAGAUGAUUUACAUAUGGAACAGGAUUCCAUGCUAGUUGAUAUAGAAGAUCUCACAAGAUAUUUAUGUGGAACAUGA
Molecule: messenger RNA, 942 nt
Organism: Pediculus humanus corporis (human body louse)
Lineage: Eukaryota; Metazoa; Arthropoda; Insecta; Psocodea; Pediculidae
Product: schwannomin interacting protein, putative
Exons: 5
Coding region: 1-942 (313 amino acids)
Biological process (GO): positive regulation of hippo signaling
Cellular component (GO): plasma membrane; cell junction
Source: RefSeq, a predicted model, not a curated record